GAGUAGCAGAUGUAUUUGACAGGAAUACUAUAGAUCUGUUUUCUGGUGAAGUCGCCUCUGGUCAUGCUCUAGGUGUUCGGCUCCACCACGGGAAUCAUAGCCACAUGACAUCAGAUAAAGCAUCCUCAGUGCGUUAUUUUAGUGUUGUUUGGUGCAAGAUGUCAAAAAAGAAGCAUAAGAAAUGGGAAGGUGAUGCUGUACUCACUACAUCAGGAAGGACAGUCACACUGUAUGAUAUGGAUGGGAAAGUAUUAGGUAAAGGUACAGGAUACAAAACAACUGAGCUUGAGGCUCUGGCGGAAGAUGGGACAUUAUUUGUUGGAGGAAAAGAAAUUCAGGUCAUGUCGACACUAACAGAAGAGUACUUUAAGUCUGGAAAGUGUUUCACAUCUGGCAUUGAACCAACACCAUCUUCUGAGGGAAGCUCAAGUCAGAUCAGGAAUCCUGGCAUGUCAAAACCAUUUAUAAAACCUGCAUUAAAAUCUGGACACGCUAAUAUGGUAAGUAUGGCAAGGAAUGCUUCCAGCGCACUUCCUACAAUGCCAAAGUAUGACCCAAAUACUCCUAAUGCUUUGGUUAUGCCCCGGCCCAGUGCUGAUCAUCAGUGGAAGCACAACCGACUUGGCCACCCUGUUGUUGAUGUUGUGGUUGAUCCUUACCUGUCAAAUUAUCUGCGCAGUCAUCAGAGAACAGGUGUUAUCUUUCUUUAUGAAUGUGUACUGGGAAUGAGAAAUUUCAAUGGUGAAGGUGCAAUUCUAGCUGACGACAUGGGCUUGGGGAAAACACUUCAGUGUAUCUGUCUUAUUUGGACAUUACUAAAACAGGGGCCAUAUGGUGGGAAUCCGGUCGCCAGAAAAGUUCUGGUUGUGACCCCAGGCAGCUUGGUUAAAAACUGGUUCCAGGAGUUCAAGAAGUGGCUUGGAGCAGAAAGACUAAAUGUUUUUGCUGUGUCAACAGAUAAACGUGUCGAUGAGUUUGUGAGGUCUGGUCUACAUCCGGUCUUGGUGAUUUCCUACGAGAUGUUUGUUAGGUAUCAUGAACUCAUCAAGCAGGUACCCUUUGAUUUAGUUGUCUGUGAUGAGGGACAUCGACUGAAAAACACGGCGAUAAAAACUACUUCUAUAUUAACAAGCCUGCCUUGUCGGAGAAGGAUUGUCCUGACAGGAACACCAGUUCAAAAUGACCUGCAAGAGUUUUUCUCUAUUGUAGAGUUUGUUAAUCCUGGGAUUUUAGGCUCUAGUUCAGCUUUCCGGCACAUCUAUGAAGAUCCCAUUGUUGCAUCACAGCAACCAAAAGCCACAGAAGAACAACGUGAGCUGGGAACAAAACGAGCCCAGGAGCUAACCCGACUCACGCAGAUGUUUAUUUUACGAAGAACACAAGAAAUUAAUAAUGAUUAUUUACCUCCAAAAGUGGAAAUGGUUUUAUUCUGUAAGCCGACGACACUUCAGCUGACCUUGUAUCGUCAGCUACUUCAUUCCAAUGUGAUUCGCCGCUGUCUGGCGGGUAAUUUGUCAGGGUCCCCUCAUCUCGUUUGUAUAAGUGCUUUGAAACACCUGUGCAAUCACCCAGGUUUGGUCUAUCGUAAGGCAGCAGAACACCAGCUUAACAAGGAAACCCAGAGGCAUUCCAUUCAUGGCAAACCUGGAGGUGACAGCUGUGAUGAAUGGGAGGAUUCCAUUUACUCUGGGAUGCUGCCAUAUUUCCCAGAGUCUUUUGAUGCAAGUGUGGUCAGUCUUGUUGAUUCAGGAAAGUUGAUUGUUCUCUCUGGACUUUUGUCCGCCAUUUGGAGUCAGUCAUCUUCUGAGAAAGUAGUUCUGGUAUCCAACCAUACCAAGAUACUUGACUUCCUUGAGGUAUUCUGUCAAGUUAAGGGUUACCGUUUCCUGCGAAUGGAUGGUCAGACACCAACAGGCCAGAGACAGGACAUCGUGAGCAGGUUUAACAACAAGGCAUCACCAUUUAGGAUUUUCCUGCUGAGUUCCAAGGCAGGAGGGGUUGGUCUAAAUCUAGUUGGAGCAUCAAGACUCAUCCUAUAUGAUAUUGACUGGAACCCUGCCAAUGAUCUACAGGCUAUGGCUCGUGUGUGGAGGGAUGGGCAGACAGGAAAAGUGUACAUCUACAGACUUCUUACUGUUGGUACAAUUGAAGAAAAGAUUUACCAGAGGCAGAUAACGAAGCAGGGUUUAAGUGGAGCUGUCAUGGAUGUCAGCAGAAAAAGCAGUGUGCAGUUUUCCCUAGAAGACCUCAAGGACUUGUUCUCCCUCAACGAGGACACAGACUGUGAAACACAUUCAAUGCUAGACUGCCAGUGUGGUGGUGACCCGUCCUUUGUACAUGAACACACAAAAGCAGAUACUGUUGCUGAAGACAGACCAUGUCAACUGGGCAGGCUUUCCACUACCGUUCAGAAGAGCCAAUCCUCUCAUUUGACCAUGGCAGAACUUUCACACACACUGGAGGGGAGAGUUUGUUUGUGGCCAGGAGAACUGGUGUUUGGAUCAGGCUGGGCCGUCACUGUCUUUUGUAUUUUGGCAGGACAUCAAUACAGGCUGAGUAUCUGUUGCUACAUUAGGUAG
Messenger RNA from Candidula unifasciata, 2579 nucleotides. The record is from the annotation of a GenBank genome assembly. Lineage: Eukaryota; Metazoa; Mollusca; Gastropoda; Stylommatophora; Geomitridae.